Symbiodinium necroappetens is the source of this 1389-nucleotide messenger RNA. Lineage: Eukaryota; Dinophyceae; Suessiales; Symbiodiniaceae. The record is from the annotation of a GenBank genome assembly.
AUGCGCGGUUACGCCGUCGUAUUCCAACGGCGCAUCAUAGCGACCGUCCUCUUCGUGCUCGGCAUGAUCGACCGGUUGUCCGCACUGGCAGAUAUUCGCCACGAUGCGCCCGGAAACGGAGAAGUCCUGAUGGAAAAGGAAGUUCUCGUUUAUGUCGACCUUGAUGGUACGCCGCACUUCAUCGGCCGGUUAUGGGCGCAUGAACGUAAAGGAAAAGAGAGUGCUACUUUUGAAUAUGACGAGGCGUGGCUCGCGCAUUCUGAAAAGUUUGCCCUUGAACCGGCAAUGCAGCUUGGUCCCGGUCCAUUUCAUACGGCGGCAGAUCGCGCUUUGUUUGGCGCUGUCGGUGAUUCAGCUCCGGAUCGUUGGGGCCGCGUGCUCAUGCGGCGGGCCGAACGCAGGCAUGCUCACAGUGAAGGCAGGGCUGCACGAACUCUCAACGAGAUUGAUUACCUUCUUGCGGUUGAUGAUGAGGCGCGUCAGGGUGCGGUGCGCUUCAAACUGGAACCGGAGGGCGCUUUUCUGUCACCCUAUGAUGCCGCGAAAAUACCGCCACUGAUCGAACUUCCGCGGCUGCUUGAUGCGACGGUGAGGCUCAUUGAUGAAAACGAGGAUGAUGAGGAUCUGCGUCUCCUGCUCGCCCCAGGAUCAUCGCUUGGUGGCGCGCGCCCCAAAGCAUCGAUCAAAGAUCAGGAUGGAAGCCUCGCCAUUGCCAAGUUCCCGCACAAAGAAGAUGAAUGGAACACAGUGUUGUGGGAAGCGCUUGCACUAACACUCGCCGAAAAAGCUGGGAUUUCUGUACCUGUUUGGCGUCUGGAACAGGUUGCAGAACGGCCGGUACUCAUUCUGAACAGGUUUGAUCGCGCGGGUGAAACGCGGAUUCCGUUUCUAUCAGCGCUCAGCAUGCUAGGCGCAAAAGACAAUGAAACCCGUUCCUACCUGGAGAUCAUUGAUGCACUCCGCCAGCAGGGUGCAAGACCCGAAGAGGAUAUGCAUGAACUCUGGCGACGCAUUGUCUUUACCGUCCUGAUCUCCAAUGUUGACGAUCACAUGCGAAACCAUGGAUUCCUCUAUGAUGGAUCAGAUGGGUGGGUGCUUUCGCCCGCAUAUGACCUUAAUCCUGUACCGAUUGACGUCAAGCCACGGAUCCUUUCAUCUGCGAUCGAUUUUGAGGACCAGACGGCUUCGAUAGAGCUGGCGUUAGAAGUAGCACCGUAUUUUGAGCUAGAGGACGAAAAUGCGCGCGCGAUCGCUUUCGAAGUUGCAUGUGCUGUAUCCGCGUGGCGCUCUGAAGCCUCAAAACUCCGACUUUCAAAUGCCGAAUGCACGCGGAUGGAGACUGCCUUUGAGCAUAAGGACUCUGAAAUCGCAACGGCGCUGUCCGGCUGA